Molecule: messenger RNA, 2524 nt
Organism: Mesocricetus auratus (golden hamster)
Lineage: Eukaryota; Metazoa; Chordata; Mammalia; Rodentia; Cricetidae
Gene: Fbxl8
Product: F-box and leucine rich repeat protein 8
Exons: 2
Coding region: 1063-2187 (374 amino acids)
Biological process (GO): positive regulation of protein ubiquitination; SCF-dependent proteasomal ubiquitin-dependent protein catabolic process
Cellular component (GO): SCF ubiquitin ligase complex
Molecular function (GO): protein binding
Source: RefSeq, a predicted model, not a curated record
GGUCCACCAGCCUCUGCCUCAGGAGUGCUAAGAUUAAAGGCGUGCGACACUAUGCACAGCUAGCAUUUUCUUUUUUAACUAAUUUAAUGUGUAUGUAUUUGCAUGUAUGUCUGUGCAACAUGAGCGUGCAGUGCCAUGGAAGCUAGGAAAGGUGUCACAUCUCCUAGAACGGUAGGUAUUUAAAGGCAGCUAUAACUGGCCAUGUAGGUGCUGGGAACCAAAUCCCCACCUUCUUUGACAGCAAUGAAUGUUCUUAAUUGAUGAAUCAUCUCUUCAGUCCCCUAUCUUUAAAAAAAUCAUUUUUAGAGGCUGGAGAGAUGGCUCAGAGGUUAAGAGCACUGGCUGCUCAUCCAGAGGACCUGAGUUCAAUUCCCAGCAUCCACAGGGCACCUCACAACUAUUUAUAAGGAGAUCUGGUACCCUCUUCUGGUGCAGGCAGACCACUAUGCAUAAGUCUUUAAAAAUCAUUUUCAAGUUUACAUAUUUUGCAUGUAUUAGUGUUUGCCUGUAGGUAUGUAUGUAUGUAUAUGCAUUAUGUGUGUGCCUUGUGCCCACUGAGGCUGGAAGAGGUGUCAGAUCCCUGGACCUGGAGUUAAGGACAGUUGUGAACCACCAUGUGGGUGCUGGAGCCAUACCUACAAGAGUGGCCAGCUUUCUUAGCUGCUAAAGCAUCUCUCCAGCCCCAUCCUUUUGUUAUUGUUUUAAAUGUAUCAAUUAUUUAUUUCAUCGUGUGUAUGAGUAUGGAAGCGCUCCACCCAGGGUGGGCAUGCAUGCCAGUGGAGGUCAGGGAACAACUUUCAGGAGUCACUUCUUUCUUUCUCCCACUGGGUCCCAGGGAUAGAACUCAGGUCAUCAGUGUUGGGGGCAAGUGCCUCUAUCUGCUGAGCCAUCCCACAGGCUAGGACCCCUACCUUUUCUGCAAAUUCCAUAGCGUCUUCCAGGCUACUGGCAUCUCCCCAGCAUUGGCAUUUCUGAAAUUCUUUGUCCUUUCUGAGCCCAGGGCUCCCUCUUUCACUCUAGGCACAGCUGCAGGGAGCAACAGACACCCCCCCCAGCCACAUCAUGGUGGAGUCUGCAGAAAAACUGCCAGAGGAAAUGCUGGCACUCAUCUUCCGUGACCUGCCUCUCAGGGACCGUGCUGCAGCUGCCAGAGUCUGCAAGGCCUGGGCUGCUGCCAUCACCAGCAGCGCUGUGUGGCAUGACACGGGCAUCAGUUGUGACUGUGAACUGGAAGACCUGUUGCCACCCUAUCUGUCCACCUGCCUGGACCACAUUCACAACCUAAGGCUGGAAUAUGAACCAUCAAAGACGUACAGCCGCCGAGCGGCCACUGAACUACUGACUGCUCUGGCCAGCCGAACAUCUCGACUUCGAGGCCUGUGCUUGGAAUGCCACGGAGAGAAGCCGCUUUUCGAUGCUGGCCACGACAUUCUGAACGCUGUGCAAGCUGUCUGCGGAGCCGCUCACCAACUGCACCAUCUCGACCUGCGCCGCUUGCCCUACACACUGGACGACACACUGGUGCUUCAAGCUGCACGGGACUGUCCCGAGCUCCGAAGUCUUUUCCUGGACAACCAUGCACUGGUGGACAGCGUGCAGCCCAGCUCUGUGCUCAAGCUUUUGGAGGCCUGCCCACACCUGCGCGCCCUUGGACUGCACCUGGCCAGUCUGUCGCCUGCUGCGCUGGAAUUGCUGGCUGCGCCACACCGCGCCCCUUUUGCACUCCUGGCACUGCGGUGCGCGUGCCCCGAAGAUGCUCGUGCGCCCCUUCUGCCGGAUGAAGCCUGGGCGACCUUGAGUUCCCGCCACCCUGGGCUGGAGGUGGAGCUGGAGCUGGAACCUGCGCUUCCAAACGAGGCCGUAACGCGCAUCCUGCAACCAGCGGUACCCGUGGCUGUGCUGCGUCUCAACCUCUCCGGUGAUACCGUAGGGCCAGUGCGCUUCGCUGCGCGCCACUACGCCGAAACUUUGCGCGCCCUCGAGGUGCGCGCGUCCGCUUCCACCGAGCUGCACACAGCUCUAGAGGAGCUGGCGGCGCGCUGCGCGGGCUUGAGAGAAAUACACUGCUUCUGCGUGGUGAGACCCUCGGUACUGGACGCCUUCCGUGCGCACUGUCCGCGCCUGCGCAGCUACACACUCAAACUAAAGCGUGAGCCGCAUCCCUGGCGGCCCACGCUGGUGCGGUGAUUGAGCGAUCUCACCACUCCAGGACCGCGCGGACCCGAAGCCCCUGCAAGGCCUGAGCAAGUUGCACAGGGACUCCCCAGCGGCUAGCCCGGUCCUUAGGGAGUUCGUAGACCACAGUGCUUCUCGGGGAUUGGGGCCUAGAGGGCAUCCACCAGCCCUAGGCUCCAUAGAUUCACGGAGCCUUCUCCACCUCUAUGUGUCUGCCCAUUCCCGGCUCUCCCUCCUCUCUGUUCACUCUGCGCUAGCUCCGAGGCCCAGAGCUGGGGGGAGGGCAGGCAUAAAUACAAGCUAAAAGUCAAGGGUGAGUGUGAAGUAAAUAAAUCCUUUAGCAUUCCUG